Molecule: messenger RNA, 468 nt
Organism: Trichoderma asperellum CBS 433.97
Lineage: Eukaryota; Fungi; Ascomycota; Sordariomycetes; Hypocreales; Hypocreaceae
Source: RefSeq, a predicted model, not a curated record
AUGCUUUACUUCCACUUAAAGAGAGAGAUACAGCGAGUUUUCAACUUUAUUGUUUUCAAAACGAUCAGAGAUGGGUGGUUGUUUUUCGACGCCCUCAAAGUCUUCAAGACGGCGACGACGUUCCAAACCAAAUACACAGAAAAUAUAGAUGUGCUCCGGCUCGAUACGACUAUUCCUACUCGUCAAGCAGUCAGCGAAAACACAAAAAGAAGAGAAAGAGCGGAUCUAGUGGCCAUCAUCACAAAAGCAGAAGUGGGAGGAGUGGGCGACAUGGCGGCGGGAGUCAUCGAAGCCAUGAAGGACGUGAAGCUAAUAGAUAACAUCAUAAAGGGACUAGAAGUGGGCAUGAAGACGGGGAGUGGAAUGAUGAAGAUCAUCAAAAUCAAGUCGCCUUUUGGGCUAGAGAAUCAACCUGGGCACAUGAUAGGACAAGCUCUCACGGAGGUGGUCGUCAACAGUAUCGUCUAG